Messenger RNA from Asparagus officinalis (garden asparagus), 653 nucleotides. RefSeq lists its product as uncharacterized. Bases 1 to 336 code for a protein of 111 amino acids. The record is from RefSeq and is a predicted model, not a curated record. NCBI's taxonomy places the organism in Eukaryota, Viridiplantae, Streptophyta, Magnoliopsida, Asparagales, Asparagaceae. The transcript has 4 exons.
AUGAUGAUUCCUGGUGGAAAUUUUGACAAUAAGCCCAACAACCCACCUGGAAGAGAAAAUCCCCGUGCGAGCUCGCCUGUCUUAAAUCUCUGCUCCCCAAAAUCCGAGCGAGCACUGAAAUCAAUCGCCUUCAAGAGCUUUGAUUCUUGCUGUUAUCUUGGCUUUGAUGUGUCAUCUGAUGCAAAUUCUUCUUUCUCCUCUGCUGAUAAGUCGAAGAAAUCUGAAGCUGCUUCCAGAGCGUCAUUCAUGAUUGUUGUGUUGAUUCCAUGUGAGCAGAUACAGCAGCGGCAGGCCUUAUUUUCAGGAGCCCCCCUGGUUGCCGCCGAAAUAUCAUGAGACCCCCUCUUGAUUGGUUGCUGAGAUUGUCAAGUGGGAGCGAGUCAUAAAUGGGGACUUUUGUGAGGGACUAGAGGGUAACAUUUCCUGCAGUGAACAGGGAGAAACUGGGAAUUAUAUGGCAUCACUGGGGACGUCAUGGUUCCUACUUGCUUGACACGGGGGUGUACGUAGGAGAAGUUAGUGAUGUUAUUCCGAAAAGUUCGAUGUUGUAUAAUGUCCAUGAUGGUAGCUUGCAAUAAAGGGGAUGUAUAGGAGUUAGUGAUAUUACUACGAAAAGUUUAAUGUUGGAUAAUAUCCAUGAUGGUAGCUCGCAA